GAAGAAGAGGAGGAAGAGGAAGAGGCGCUGCCCGGCGGGUCAGGGCGGGGAAGUCGCCGCCCGAAGAUGGCGGCCGCGGCGGGGGGACACGCCGGGGCUGCGGCGGAGGCGCGGUUCAUCAGCAGCGCCAAGGGAAAGGGCUUGUUCGCCACCAAGAACAUCCGCAAAGGGGAAACCGUCUUCGUGGAGAGGCCGGUGGUGUCUUCCCAGUUCCUCUGGAAUGCGCUGUACAACUACCGAGCCUGUGAUCACUGCCUGCGGGCUCUGGAGACGGCGGAGGAGAACGCCCAGCGCCUGCUGGGGAAGAGCUCGCUGGUGCUGCCUCACCCAGAGCAGUGCAGCACCCGGAAAGACCUGCACCAGCAGUGCCCCCGAUGCCAGGUGACGUACUGCAGCGCGGAGUGCAGGCAGGCAGCUCUGGAGCAGUACCACCAGGUCCUCUGCCUCGGCCCGUCCCGAGACGACCCCACACACCCCCUCAACAAGCUGCAGGAGGCGUGGAGGAACAUGCACUAUCCCCCAGAGACUUCCAGCAUUAUGUUGAUGGCCAGGAUGGUUGCCACCAUCAAGCAGGCUAAAGACAAGGAGUGGUGGAUCAAGGCCUUCUCCCAGUUCUGCAGCAAGACAGCAAAUGAAGAAGAGGAGAUUGUGCACAAGCUGCUGGGGGACAAAUUUAAGGGCCAGCUGGAGCUGCUGCGGUUGCUCUUCACCGAAGCCCUUUAUGAUGAGUAUCUCAGCAGGUGGUUCACUCCAGAAGGCUUUCGAUCCCUCUUUGCCCUCGUUGGGACCAAUGGCCAAGGCAUAGGAACCAGCUCCCUGAGCCAGUGGGUGCACGCGUGUGACGCGCUGGAUCUGCCGAUGCUGCAGCGGGAGGAGCUGGACGCCUUCAUCGACCAGCUCUAUAAGGACAUCGAGAAGGAGUCUGGAGAGUUCCUCAACUGCGAAGGAUCAGGGCUCUACGUGCUCCAGAGCUGCUGUAACCACAGCUGCAUCCCCAAUGCCGAGACAUCCUUCCCAGAAAACAACUUCCUCCUGCAUCUCACUGCUCUGGAGGACAUCGAAGCAGGAGAGGAAAUCUGCAUCAGUUACUUAGAUUGCUGUCAGAGGGAGCGGAGCAGACACAGCCGCAACAAGAUACUCAGGGAGAACUACUUGUUUACCUGCUCGUGUCCCAAGUGCCUGGCGCAAGCCGACGACGCCGACGUGACGUCGGACGAGGAGGAGGAGGGCGAGGGAGAGACGGACGAUGCCGAGCUGGAGGAUGAGAUGACCGACGUUUGAUCCUGCCCCAAGCAGUGAUUUCAGGACCAUCUGGGGAUGGAGAAUGGCCAGAGCAUCCCAGCAUCCCAGAGCUGACAUGUGGUGUCAUCCAAAACCCCAAAGACAUUGGGAGUUGUCCCUCUGUCCGGCAGCGGGACGAGGAUGUGCCCGAGCGGGAGCUGCUGUGCGCUUCCCCACCCCGAAUUCCCACAUGGAGACAUCCCAGCACCGAGUGGCCCCACAUAGAGAUGUCCUGGCACCGAGUGGCCCCACGUGGAUGUCCCCUUGUCACCCACCCCAUGCUGCCACCAAUGAGGCCACACCAUGUGCUGCAGUGUCCCUCUCUGUGGACAACACGGCUCCCGGCGAUGGACAGGCAGCAGGCUGGGGGUGCGCUCCGGGGUUAUUCCCUUCCCUCAUGGAUUUUGGGGAGCUGUUUUCCCGCCGCUGUGUCCGUGGCAGCUGGCUUGUGGGACUGAGGGUGACACACCCCUGACACUGCCAUCACCGCCAGCCCUGACCCCGCUGCUUGUCCCCAACUGUCCUGGGGCUGCGUCCCCUUCAGUGUUCGUAAUAAACCGAGACUGGUGAGAA
Messenger RNA from Chiroxiphia lanceolata (lance-tailed manakin), 1854 nucleotides. RefSeq names its product SMYD family member 5 (gene SMYD5). Gene Ontology annotation, molecular function: histone H4K20 methyltransferase activity; protein binding. Lineage: Eukaryota; Metazoa; Chordata; Aves; Passeriformes; Pipridae. Bases 67 to 1281 code for a protein of 404 amino acids. The record is from RefSeq and is a predicted model, not a curated record. The transcript has 14 exons.